Molecule: messenger RNA, 2307 nt
Organism: Aphanomyces invadans
Lineage: Eukaryota; Oomycota; Saprolegniomycetes; Saprolegniales; Verrucalvaceae
Exons: 4
Coding region: 1-2307 (768 amino acids)
Biological process (GO): nucleocytoplasmic transport; activation of GTPase activity
Cellular component (GO): cytosol; perinuclear region of cytoplasm; nucleus
Molecular function (GO): small GTPase binding; GTPase activator activity
Source: RefSeq, a predicted model, not a curated record
AUGGCCGCGCCCGUGGCCCGACAACAAACCUCCACAUCGGGCGACUUGCCCCCGCGAUUCUCGCUCGGCGCUGCCCAGAGCCGAGUUGUAGAGGCGCUCGAGGUGGACCCGGUCUUCUUCCUCAACGAACCUGGCUUUGAAGCAGCGCGACACCAAAAGCUCAAGCACUGCUGUAAACGCGUACGAGUAUGGCGCAAAAACGCUCCCAACCCUCUCGUGGCGUUCCGCUCGCAGAUGGAUCUAGGAACCGGUCAGCCAGCCCAGAAGAAGGAGCGGCGAAUUCACGUUGCGGUGCUGUUAAACGGCAUUUUGGACGCGUACGAGCAGUGCAUCACGCGAUACGACGACAUAUUGGCCAUCGAGUCGCUGCCAGAGUACUUUGCCAACACCAUCAUGCAAAAAGCGAAUGGCCGGAAGAAUGGCGUCGAUCAAGUCCAGGCCACGAUUGCAGCGAUGCUCCACGCGACGGCCCAUCCCCGCGUCCGCGCGUUUUCGAAUCUCUGCGGCCUCAAGACAGACGCCGAUGCCACCACUGACGCGUACAACUCGACCUUCAACCCUCCCGAGAAAACCGUCAUGUUUCUUCGGUGUGUCGAAAAGAUCUUCCGGGUGAAGCUCCGGGACAAGGCCGUGGGGGAGAUCGACCCCACGGCAUCCUCCAUUGCUUCCAUCGUAUUUCACAACAUCGGACUUCCCCAAGCCGCCGCCAAGAUCGUCGUACAUGAACUGUUCAACGAGCCCGACCCGUACUGGGCGUUCCAGUACCUUGAACCAGUCUGUGGCGAGCUCCACGUACAGCGGCAGUGGCCGGCGACCGCCCAAGCGGAGCUCGUGGACCUGGUCUCCAAGCAAACGUCGUCUUCCCGCGGGAUGCGCAAAAUCGACGGCGACUUGUUCCUGGAGCUCCUCUUACAAACGUGGAACCGACGAGCCAUGCAGCUGUACUCAGCGCUUGACGCUGCAUGCGACGCCGAGGAUGCCGACAGUGCCAGGCAAGUUCGGCAAGCGCUGGACAAGUGCGCGCUCGACAAAAAGGUCGUACCGUUGCAGCCGUUUGAAGUCGCCGGGUUUCAACGGAUCGUUGAAGAAUUCUGGCUGGCAGACGUCCCAUGGCACGACCCAGCAAUUCUCAACGAGUACCUCUUCGGGUGCACGCGGCCGAUCAAGGAAAUCCGCGCGCUCUUCCAUGCGUUUCGAGACGAGUGCUCGCCGGCGUUGGCGUCGACGUGGGCAUGGGAGACAUGGCCGUGGGAGUCCGAGUGGGACUGGGGCAGUCUCGAGCUCCUGCCCACGCCGCCCAUUCAAUCCCCUUCCUCGCUGACGAGACACGGAUCCACAUUGACUCCUCCAUCGUCGCAGACGUCGUCCCAGUCGGACUCCGGCCAUCUCAACUUGGGGCACUUUGGCCUGGGGGACCGCGUGAUGCAAAAGGUGGGCCAAUUCCUCAACCAAUCGACGUCGUCGCGGCGCCGUCUCAAGACGCUCGUCCUCCACGACAACUCGAUCGCAGACAAAGGAUGCGCCACGAUCAUUCACGCUGUGACCCAUGCACAACACGCCCUCGUCACGUUGGACUUGAGCAACAACCGCAUCCACGCCGACGGGAUUGCCGCGUUGUCGGAUGCCGUGCAGUCGCCCAAGUGCCAGCUCCAAACGUUGCUGCUGUCGAAAAAUCGCGUCGGCGACGUUGUCGGCCGAUCGCUCCUCACAGCCCUCGCCAACAACCUGACGUUGCAAACGGUGGACCUGUCGGAAAAUGGGCUGCAAGCGUGUGGGCAUGCUGUGGCUCUCGUGUUGAGAUCGCACCCGAAGCUUCGUCAGCUAGACUUGUCGUGGAACUUGCUUCGAGGGAGUCAUGCCGUCGCGGUCGCCAUGAGUUUGGGCGACAACAACUGCCUCGAGUCGUUGAACGUAUCGAGCAAUGCAUUUGGCGAGGCGGGGAUGCUCUCGCUAGCCCAAGCGCUCACACGCAACACCGCGCUGCGCAUGCUCAACGUCGGCCACAACAGCAUCCAUUCCGUCAAGGACGUGUCCAAGCUGAGCAAACUCCUCCGAGCCAAUUCUACGCUGCACACGCUUGUCCUGAGCGGGAACCCCUUUGGCGAGACCAUUGCCACUGCGCUGAGCAAACUCAACCGCCCGUCGCCGCAGCUCCAUCUUGAGCUGGAAGGAUGCACCUUGACCACAAGUUCCACCUACGCAUUGCCCAAGGCCCGCGAAGACGGCGACCAAGGCGCCGCCACGACACAAGUGGACAGCGUUUCCACGUGCGUGGCAUCGGGGAGCGGCGCGUCAAGGGCCCUCUAA